AUAGUAAUGUCCAUUAUUUCAGGCCUCACUAAAAUACGGGUACCAGGCCAUUUGAAUUAUAAAGAGAUCCGGGCACGAUUCGAACGUCAAAGCACAUUUCAUGGAAUAAGCCAUGCUGCCCUUGCUCCUAAUAAUAGAUGGCGAUGUUUUUGGUACACGGCUUUUUGGCUGUGCUUCUUCUGUUUGGCUAUUCAAAUAUUCUUUCUUGUUGUAAAAUAUCUCCAAUAUGCAAAGACUGUUGAUCUCGAUUUGAAAUUUGAAAACGCACCAUUCCCUUCUAUCACAUUGUGCAAUUUGAAUCCGUACAAAAAAAGUGCCAUAAAUCUUAAUCCGGAGACAAAAGCGAUGAUCGACGCUUAUUCCAAGCGAAUAUCAUCAGGUGACAAAUCAGAAGGCAUUGCCGCCGCUUUAGCCUCCCACUUUCAUCCAAGAGCUCGGAGACAUAAACGAAAACCAAAACGCCGAAAACGUGAUCGACGUUAUCAUCAAGCGCUAGCUCAGUGCUUAUGUGAUAUUGAUCCACUGACAGCUGAACGGAAAGGCUCAUGCUUCGCAGCCUACAAGGGGAAAGUCGCAGUUGAUAUCUCACUUUCACCGAGAAACCUUCAUGCCUCCAGAUGCCUAUGUCAACUUGAUAUGGUCUCCAAAACUCUGUGGCCAUGUUUUCCGUAUAACACAUGGAAAGAAAAAAUCUGCACGGAGUGUGUUGAUGACAGUGGCCACUGUCCGAUGCGAUUUUAUCGUGGAAAAGAACCGUUUGAGAAUAUCAAGACGAUGGCCGAUCUGUGCCUUUGCCACAAGGAAUAUAACCAUUGUGUUUCGAGUCGAGAAGANGGUGUGAUCAUUGAGAUCGAUCCAAAUGACGAACUCGAAACGUUGAAUGUCACCGAACGUUCGGAAUCACAACUGAAGGUGAAGCAGAGAAUUACUACCACAACAACUACAGAAGCACCUCAUGUGACACAAGCGCUUGGAUUCGAGAAUCUGACCGAUGAAAUCGCUAUCGUGACCCAGGCUCAACAGAAUUUGAUGUUUGCUGUUGGAGCCAUGACACCGGAACAAAAAGAAAGCAUGUCUCAUCCGAUUGAUGAAUUUGUUCUCAAAUGUUCCUUCAACCAGAAGGAUUGCAAUAUGAAAAAGGAUUUUACUUUGUAUUACGAUAACACCUACGGUAACUGUUAUACAUUCAACCAUGGGGGAGCGUCAUCACAUCGAGCCGGAGCAAAUUACGGACUGAGAAUUCUUCUGUAUGCCAAUGUGAGCGAAUAUCUGCCUACAUCGGAAGCAGUGGGGUUCCGAAUAACAGUACACGACAAACAUAUUGUACCAUUCCCGGAUGCUUUCGGUUACAGCGCUCCAACGGGAUUUAUGUCUUCCUUCGGAGUCAGAAUGAAGCAAUUUGUACGUCUCGUUGCACCGCAUGGUCACUGUAAAGAGGGUGGGGAAGCCGAUCCGUUCUUCAUCUACAAGGGAUUCAAUUACUCGGUUGAGGCCUGCCAUCGAAGUUGUGCACAAAAAGUCAUAAUAGAAAUGUGCAAGUGUGGAGAUCCCAUGUAUCCUAUUCCAAACGGUAAAAAUAUAUCUGCCUGCCGGGCCACCGACUCGGUUCAACGAGACUGCCUUCGAAACGCAACACUUUAUCUUGGAGAGGUGUAUUCUAAAGAAAAAGGCGGAAUUCCAGGCUGCUACUGUCACCAACCGUGCAAGGAAACAAAUUAUGAAGUGACCUAUUCGGCGGCUAGAUGGCCAUCUGGUUCUGCAAAAGUAAUGGAUUGCGUGCCUGGAGAUUUUCUAUGCCUUGAAAAAUAUCGUAAAAAUGCUGCAAUGAUCCAGAUCUUCUACGAAGAAUUGAACUAUGAAACACUUCGGGAAACACCUGCAUACACACUUACGAGCGUACUUGCUGACCUGGGUGGUUUGACUGGAUUGUGGAUCGGUGCGUCUGUGGUCAGUCUACUCGAAAUUUUCUCGUUGGUUGUAUUUGCUGCUCAAGCAUAUGUCAGAAAACGAAAAGGAUCAAUUGCAUCAUCAACACUAUCUCAAUUGGCCAUCAAAAAACAGGCACGCGCACAAUCCUUGCACACUAUUCCAAAAGCCAGCAUUAAUGCCAGGCUGUCGAUACAAGACAUUCGAUCCUUACAUUCUAAUCAUUCCUCACGAUCGAAGCAAUCAAUCAUGAUAGAAGAUCUGCCAUCACCCAUCCAGGAACAAUCAGAUGAUGAAACAUCAACAUCAUCGGGUAGUGAAACUACUGGGACCGCCGCAAGUUGCCGGUACCUUGCUCCCGGCGAAGAACUCCCAUGCCUCUGUAAAUAUGACUCCGAAGGAAAUAUCCGGGUGAUGAAGGCACUGUGUCCUGUUCAUGGGUAUCUAGUCCGGAGAGGAUAUGACUACAGUGUCACAAAUAGUGAAGAGGAAGUUGUAGACGAGGUACAUAAAGAAGAGCCUUACUAUGCCGAACCAUUCGUACCUAGAAAGUCAGUUAGUGGUCCGUUUUCACAACACCCACACCCGCCGGCACCUGCAAGCUCCGGGUGUACUGUAAGAGUACUUCGUACUGAUUAG
Molecule: messenger RNA, 2565 nt
Organism: Haemonchus placei
Lineage: Eukaryota; Metazoa; Nematoda; Chromadorea; Rhabditida; Trichostrongylidae
Source: the annotation of a GenBank genome assembly